Juglans regia (Persian walnut) is the source of this 1120-nucleotide messenger RNA. RefSeq names its product lysine-specific demethylase JMJ18-like. NCBI's taxonomy places the organism in Eukaryota, Viridiplantae, Streptophyta, Magnoliopsida, Fagales, Juglandaceae. The coding region runs from base 354 to 638 and encodes 94 amino acids. The record is from RefSeq and is a predicted model, not a curated record. Gene Ontology annotation, cellular component: nucleus. The transcript has 2 exons.
CUAUACACAUGACCACAAUUUUGCUUUGUUUUUUUCUUCAUAAUAAAUUUGAACACAUUUAAAUUUGAUAGAGACAUGCUUUUCUGUAUACAUUUAGAUGCUACAUGCUGUGAGAACAAUGGCUUGAUUUUAUAAUCUAAGAAAUUGCACUCACUGAUGAACCACUAAUGACAUAUUGGAACACAUAUUGAAGUAAUGAAUCACACCGUUACACAAUAAAUGUUUGUAACUUAAGUUUGUGUCUUUUUAUUAAUAUGCAUUUUACCUCUCACUUUUGAUGGGAAUUCCAGGUUACUUUAGAAGAAUCUCCAAGUGAGACAUUCACAAACUUCUCAGCAGAAAAGUGCUGGGAAAUGGUGCUCCAGAGGAUAAAAAACGAAAUUAUACAAAAGAGCAGCCUAGGGGAACGGGGACAGCCCUCUUUGCAGCCUUUGCAGAGUGUUAAUGGGCUUGAAAUGUUUGGGUUUCUCUCUCCACGGAUUAUUCAGGCUAUUGAGGCUCUUGAUCCCAAUCAUCGAUGUGUGGAGUACUGGAAUCACAGAUGCAUGGUACCUGUGACUUUGGAUGCCAAUAAGUACUCAUGGACAUUGAGUUCCUGUACAGAAGACAGGAAGGAAAAAAACUUAGCAUCAACUUGACAAAGCAAGACCCGGAUAAUCCAUCCAAAGGGCAAGGUCACCAUGACUUAACUGAUGAAGAGUUACAGCUAGCACUAUGAGGAAACCCGAAAAAAUUGACAAAAAAUGUAGGAUAUUUAUUCUGCAGUGGAGAGUGCCAUUGACACCAUUGAUAGAGAAGAUCCAGAAAUCCUGUAGAUAGAAUAAGGAUUAGAAAUAGGUCCAACCAUUCUUUUUCAUUGAAGGUAACUUCUUAUUCCCAUUUAGUCAAAUAGGCCAGAUUCUUUCAAAGAUCUAUAACAGGCAAAGAGAAAUCCUUGUGUGAGUUGUGCACAGAUGUCAGAUGUGCCCACCAAUGAUGAGCAUGAUGUAGAGUCUUAAUUUGAUGAUUCAGAACUCAUUAAAGGAUCUCAAUUAAGGCUGCUUCUACCUUGGAAAAGUUUACCAGUUUUGGUUUAAUUGUCUUCCCCAGUCUUACACCUCUCACUGUAUAUGUUGAUGCA